GAUCCUUUAGCCGCUGCCACCAUUAUAAAGACCUGCGUUUGAGACGUUGAAUUGAACAAGCGCGCAUCAGAGCGCCAAAGACAUCUUGAGGAAUUUUUUCAUACAUUUUCAACAGGUGCAAACCCUCAAGGUUUGCGAUUAAUAAUUUUUCAUUUGGCAAAUUGGAUUGCAAGGUAUUUUCUCAGCAUUAUAUCAGAUCAAGGCUGUUGUCUGGUGGUGUAGGGGGGAGAGUGAGGCAUCUGAGCGGAGGACCAUGCUGUCUCUAAGCUGUGCAGACCCCUGGCCUGAGGGCUCGGUGGGGCUGGAGGAGGAAGUGGUGACUGCCGCUGCUCAUUCUGAGGAGUUGGACCUGGACGACAGCUCAGCCUCAGCGGGCUGCAGCAGCACUGGGGGCUCUGUCAACCUGGAUGACAGCCUGACAAGCCUGCAGUGGCUGCAGGAGUUCUCUAUCCUCAAUGCCAAUGGGACCCAACAGGCUCCCCUCUCCACCCACCACCAGCCUCACUUCUUUGGCCAUCAGCAGCUGGGCUCCGAGGCCCCCGCUUCCCCUCUGGCUGGUGACCCUGCAUCCAUAGGGAUGCCCCUCACCCCAGGCAAGCCCACAGCAGCAGCCUAUUGUAGGAUGCAGUCCCUGUCAGCCCUCCCUGGCCUGGUGGCCCAUGGUCACUGCCCCGAUGAGGUGGACUACAAGACAAACCCUCAUAUCAAACCACCUUACUCCUACGCCACACUCAUCUGUAUGGCCAUGCAGGCCAGCAAGAAGACCAAGAUCACCCUCUCCUGCAUCUACAAGUGGAUCACUGACAACUUCUGCUAUUUCCGCCAUGCUGACCCCACCUGGCAGAACUCCAUCCGGCACAACCUGUCUCUGAACAAGUGUUUCAUCAAGGUUCCACGGCAGAAGGAUGAGCCGGGGAAGGGGGGCUUCUGGAAGAUCGAUCCCCAGUACGCAGAGCGCCUCCUCAAUGGGGCCUACAAGAAGAGGCGGAUGCCCCCUGUCCAGAUCAACCCUGCCCUGCAGAACAGGCUUAGGGCCAACCCCCAGCCCCUGCCCAGGGGCCUCUGUAACCCCACAGGCAGCCAGAGUGGGCUAUGUGUCAAUCCAGAGGCUCAGCAGCUCCUCAGAGAGUUUGAAGAGGCCACUGGGGCUGACCAGAACUGGGACCCCUGUCUGGCCGAAGGCACCAUGCUGGGGGCCUGGCCCAUGGGAAAGGGAGGCCCUGGACACAAGAGGAAACACCUGCUGGGCUCCAGGACUGCCAUGGUCAAAGUCCCCCGGCGCUCCAGCUCUCCUUUGCUGUCUGUGGAGGAGCAUAGGGAACUGGGCUCCCUGAAGGGGAACUUUGACUGGGACGCCCUCCUGGAUUCUGCACUGAGCGGGGAGCUGAGUCUGGACGGAGGGGGUCCACUGAGCCCCAUCCCCCAGGAGGAGGACCUGAUGGUGCAGGGGACCCACAUCUGCCCCCUGGAGGCCCCCGCGGGGACAGCAGACAGCAGCCACGUGCUGGCUGAGACCCAGAGGAGCAGCGGAGCAGACUUUGAGGAGACGUUCCUGGCCACAGCGUUCCUGCAGAGCCCCUGGCCAGAGGAAGAGGAGCAGGGAUCUACCAACUUCCUGUGCAGCUCCACAGUCAACCUGGAGCAGCUCUUUGACCUGGGAGACUCCCUCGGAGGGGACCUCAGCAGCAAGAUAGAGUGUCUUCUCUAAAGACAUGUUCUCCAAUUCUUUGGCCUCCAAGACUCUUUGACUAUACUGUGAUAAUGACUACUAGAUUAUUGUUUAAAAAGAGAGGCACCACAUGAACUAAAUGGACCUUUUUACACAAUAAUGAACCUUCAGGAUCAAUGGUCCACAUGUUUUUAAGAUUUCUAGAUUAUGUUUAUUGACAUUGGUCCAAUAAUGGAUGACUUCAUUAAUGCCUACAGAGCAAAAAUGCCACAAUGAACUGCAGCAUUCCAAAUGAUUACUGGACAAAAACUAUAUCAAACCUAUUGUUGGGACCAUGACAUUGGAUAAUAGACAUUAUUAUCCAAUUAUCGAUAAGACUUCACUCACAAAGAGAAACUAAAUACAGUGAGGGAAAAAAGUAUUUGAUCCCCUGCUGAUUUUGUACGUUUG
Molecule: messenger RNA, 2119 nt
Organism: Coregonus clupeaformis (lake whitefish)
Lineage: Eukaryota; Metazoa; Chordata; Actinopteri; Salmoniformes; Salmonidae
Product: forkhead box protein J1-A-like
Exons: 3
Coding region: 254-1708 (484 amino acids)
Biological process (GO): regulation of DNA-templated transcription
Molecular function (GO): sequence-specific DNA binding; DNA-binding transcription factor activity
Source: RefSeq, a predicted model, not a curated record